Onychostoma macrolepis is the source of this 1658-nucleotide messenger RNA. RefSeq lists its product as uncharacterized. NCBI's taxonomy places the organism in Eukaryota, Metazoa, Chordata, Actinopteri, Cypriniformes, Cyprinidae. The coding region runs from base 26 to 745 and encodes 239 amino acids. The transcript has 5 exons. Gene Ontology annotation, biological process: response to bacterium. The record is from RefSeq and is a predicted model, not a curated record.
GCCAAGACUUGCUCUCUUCACGCUCAUGUUUUUCCUGUUUCAUCAGAAAAGCAUCGAUGGAGAAGAAGUGGAGAUGAAAGUCAGUCCAGGAGACAACAUCACUCUCUACUGUGAUCGCUCUGUAACUCUUGGCUCCAGCAUUGUAUGGAUAAGAAACUGCUCUCAUGAAAAUCAACCAUCUCUCAUAAUAGAUUUUAGGAAACUGGACGUGGAGAUAUUUCAGCGAUUCAGUUUUAUCCACAACCCCUAUAAUAAUUCUCAUGAUCUACAUAUCACUAACAUCAGUGUCUCUGAUCUGGGACUGUACUACUGUGCAAAACUAGAGAUGAAGGUAGGUAAAGAUGGGAAAGGCUUCAUCACCUCAUCAGAAGUGUACUCUUAUGGAAACCGGACAACUCGUCUCUCUCUGAAAGUAUCUUCCUGUUCUGGAGCCCUGAACACCACCUCCACACCACCUCCUGUAUCAGACUGUGUGCUCUGCUGGACGCUGCUGUUUAGUGUGUGUCCAGUGUGUUGUCUCUUCUCCUCCAUCUGUGUAUUCUGCCUCUGUUGUAGGAAAGCUACAGAUUCUGCAACGGAUCAAAAACAGAAGCUGAAAGGUAGAAAUAUUAUUGAGGAGAAUGAUGAUAGCGAGGUGUGUUAUGCAUCUGUAGACUUGAUGACCAGGACACAAAUCCAACACAAGAAAACGCGAGAAAACGCAGACUUCACUACUUACGCUCCUAUCAGAACAGCAACUGAAUAGAUCAGAAAGCUGGAGGAGACAUUAUCACUGAAAUAUGAUGUUAAGGGCAUGCUUAUUGGUUAAAAUGUGUGUCUGUGAUUAAAUCAUAGAUGAAAAAUAUGAAGCAAGAAUUCUUCUUCUUCUUCUUUAUAAAUAUUGACAAAUAAAACAUUGUCCUUCAGUAAAAGUGUUUUAGUAUGUUUCCAUACAGUCUUUGUGGACACACAGUGAUAAAUAACAGGAUGUGGAAGUGGGUUUCCUGUGUUAUGUAGCUUUUAUUUUAAAGGGGUCAUGAACUGCCUUUGUUUUUUUUUUUUUUGUACUGUUCUCUGAGGUCCAAUUAUUAUGUUUUCAAGAUUUUCAUAUCAAAAAACAUCAUAAUUUAGAAGUAAUAAGCCAUUUUUAACCGCCUCCUCAGAAAGGCGUGGUGGAUUGUAGACUCGGAAGUAAACGCCCACUGCUAUGAUUGGCUAAUAGUUGUGUAUUUAGAUCAAAAACACAUGAAAACUCAAUACAUAACAAACAUCUCUAAGAAGAGAGUAUAGUGACCACAUAAUGAAAACAGUUACUCACACUUGUGUUGCGACAUUACUGUCGGAUCCAAUAUAGUCGGCACAGCAUCGAGCAUCCGCGGUAAAAUGAAGUGAACAAAGUACCAAGUUCUUACUGACGCCGUCUGGAUCUUCAUUAAAAAUAAAGUUAAUCUAAUCUUUUCUAAUUUUGGAAUCAGAAGGAAUGCAACACAAACACUUUUUCCACAACUUGGCACUGCAGAGCAUAUUGUUGUCUUUAGAGCCAUCUUUAUCAUUCAGUUUCUGCGUGGACCUGUAUGUUCGCCUCUCUCAUUAUUUACACUACAUGUGCAAAUUGGAGGGCGGGGCUAAACAGGCAGUGAUGUCGAAGCAUGCUUUGAUAUUCUUCUGUGGAGGCGGGG